AUGGCACAUUAUGAGUAUUACAAAAGAGGGGCUAAUUGGCCUACUUCAGUUAAUUCGGUAUACGAAGAUAUUGAACCUUCUUCCAGCUGGAUAGAAGAUACCCAAAACCAUUAUCUUCUUAUUGAUCUCCCUGGGUUCAAAAGGGAGGAAGUGAAGCUUGAAGUUGAUAUAUUUGGUAAUAUAAUGGUAAGUGGAGAAAGGAAGGUAAGAGAACAUAAAUUUAUUCGCUUUCAAAAAUCAACGAAAGCACCUGAAAAGUCGAAAUCUGAGGAUACCAGUGUGAGGCUUGAAGACGGGAUUCUGUAUGUGAUCAUCCCAAAAGAAGUAGCAGAAAACAAUGAACACGACGAGACAGCAAAUGAUAGGUCUGGCCAUGAAGAUGAUCAAGAAAAAGAUACAGAGGAAAUAGAAAGUUCGAAUGGUGAUGUUUCAGAACAAAAAGAAAAUAACAUACAAGGAUUGAGUGAGGAUGAAAAAUUCAAUGAUGCAAAAAUGGAGAAGAAGAGGCACGAGAGAGGUAUAGUGGUAGCAGGAAAAGAAAUUCUAAGGAAGAACAAAUCAAUUGUAAUUACAGCAGUGCUUGCAUUUUCUUUCGGGGUUUUCAUUUCUAAAAAAUCUAAGUCAAAUAAAAUCAAUCAAGCUUCGUGACUGGUA
Messenger RNA from Solanum verrucosum, 654 nucleotides. RefSeq names its product 17.5 kDa class I heat shock protein-like. Gene Ontology annotation, biological process: protein complex oligomerization; response to salt stress; response to hydrogen peroxide. NCBI's taxonomy places the organism in Eukaryota, Viridiplantae, Streptophyta, Magnoliopsida, Solanales, Solanaceae. Bases 1 to 648 code for a protein of 215 amino acids. The transcript has 2 exons. The record is from RefSeq and is a predicted model, not a curated record.